AUGGAUAUUGGAAUCCUUAGACCUAGCAGUUAAAGCUCCUAAUCUUCCUAGAACAAUCUACUAACUAUCUCCGAAUAUGAGGAAAUUGUGUAACGCCUUGAAGAUUCAUUUAGACUUCUCGAUAUGGUUAAAGAUGCCCUAUCAUCUUCAGACAACUUUGAUUAAAUGAAAUAAGGCAUUGAAUAAAAAUGCGAAAAAGUGACUGUCAGAGUCAAAAUAGUCAAAAAGUAAAAGUAGACGAUGUCCACCACUAAUCCUAGUCUGACUUUACACAUAUUCAAAGUGGAGAUCACCGACAUAGAGAAGAGAGGGUAUCUGAUGAUAAAAAAUAAUAAGAGUAGAACCUUGGCUCUAAUAGAUGGUCAAAAUUAUCUUUUAGACAAAGUCAAACUAAUUGUAAAUAAAAGAGGAGAAAUAGUCUUGAGUAGCACUUCAGUCACUGCAAUUAGGGAAGAAAAAGAGGAUACAUUUACAGUAGAAAGCUUAGAGCUUAGUCAAAGAGAACAUGAUUAAUCUAAAGAAAUCAAAGGAAUGAAUCGAGACGAGGGCAGCGAUGCUGAGAAUAAUUUCGCCAUUAGCAAUUUUAUGGGAGGUGCUUAAAAUUAAGAAUUGGUUGUAUUUUAGAGCACAAAGCAAAUUAUCACACACUGUGAGGAGAUCCUAAGCAAUGACCCCUCAGAUGAGAGCGAGAAAAAGUUGUGGAACUAUAGAGAGCUCUUAUCAUGGAAGAUGCCUGAGCAUUAUAAGAAAAACUAUCAAGCUAAGUCAUUGAAUCGUCCUCGAGUUGGUGCUGGGAACGCCGGUGACUCAAGUCUCCCAUUUAAUAACCAAAUUAACCUUUUUAUCCUUGAAUAUAUUACUUCUAGGUUAAGGGAAUAAAGAGUUAGUUUCUGUGGUAUUGUUUGUCAUAUCAAGUAAUAUGUUGAUAAGUAGAACAUGCAGAAAGAUUAUGAAGGAUCGAACCAAAUGAAUUCUUAAAUAGAUCUGGAAAGUAUCGACGAUAAAAGCAGAGUAUGUGUCUUUGUCAGGCACUCUCCCAAGAUAAAUCUCAAAGAUACCAUCCUAAAAGAUCAAGUUGUACUUAUCAAGAAUGCAUUGAGAAAAUAUUCAUCCAAGAAUCUCUUAGUCAUCGGAUAGGCAAAAGACAUUAACAAUUUUUAAGCAAGUGCCUCUCUUCAACUUAUCAAGACUAUUCCAUCAGAUAGUAUUGUUCGACAUAUCAUUAAAGUAAAUACUAACUGCUAACCAGCCGAGACUAUGAAUGAGUAGGUCUGUAGAAAUGGGUGCUUUAUUAGAGAGCCUUUCCUUAAUAUAUAGGUGCUAUGCUAAAUUCAGGAUGGAACCUCGAAGGCAUCUCUUGAACUCAAGAACGACAAAGUUAAGAAGGCAUUUAAUAUUACUGAUGGAGACAUCAGAAGAUUCAAAGAUUAUUGUUUAAAAUAUGGCACUUUCAUGCAUCCUAGCACAAAUGUAAACUAUCUAUACAGAGACAUAGUCAAUGUGUUCAAGAAGAACGAAACCUGGAGCUAGAUGAUAUUCUAUUGCAAAGCUUACUUCAAACCAUCGAAUGAUAAGAAGUCAGGUGCAGUUGGAGCUUAGCAAGGCAAGUUUGGGGCGAAGAGCGGGGGUAACUACAAUGACACGAUUUCGAAACCAUCAUUUUUGAUGAAAACAUCCUAAGAGCAAGAGGUAUUCUUGAAUGGAGAAGUAACCACAGUGAAAGACGUUCCAGGAUUCGGAGGUGGGCAGUUGAGGUCAGUGAAGAAACCAAACGUGUGUCUUAAAUGCUUGCAAGUAGAUGACAAUCUUAGAAGUCAAGCUGUAAGAAAUGUAUUCAACAAUAGAUAUUGA
Messenger RNA from Stylonychia lemnae, 1851 nucleotides. Lineage: Eukaryota; Ciliophora; Spirotrichea; Sporadotrichida; Oxytrichidae. The record is from the annotation of a GenBank genome assembly.